Mauremys reevesii (Reeves's turtle) is the source of this 3166-nucleotide messenger RNA. RefSeq names its product MAPK associated protein 1 (gene MAPKAP1). Gene Ontology annotation, molecular function: phosphatidylinositol-4,5-bisphosphate binding. Gene Ontology annotation, cellular component: cytoplasm; TORC2 complex; plasma membrane. The transcript is spliced from 12 exons. The record is from RefSeq and is a predicted model, not a curated record. Gene Ontology annotation, biological process: TORC2 signaling. Bases 217 to 1785 code for a protein of 522 amino acids. NCBI's taxonomy places the organism in Eukaryota, Metazoa, Chordata, Testudines, Geoemydidae.
CUUCCGGCGGGAGGUUGUGUUUCCGGGUUAGCGUGUCCAUACCGCUCCCUGGUGUCGGCGGAAUCGGUGCGGCCCCGGAAGCGGCCUCGCCGGCGGGGGCAGGAAGAGGGACCCGGCCCCACAGGAGUUGCAGCGCCCGCGAGGCCUGUAAGUUUGUCCAUGGAGCAGCAUGGCGAGAAGAAGAUAGCAUAAUAAGGUGGUGGAGUUGUGGACAGGAUGGCCUUCCUGGACAACCCAGCAAUUAUAUUGGCUCAUAUUCGGCAGUCACAUGUGACCAGUGAUGACACAGGGAUGUGUGAAAUGGUCCUGAUAGAUCAUGAUGUUGACCUAGAGAAAUUCAAUCCUUCUUCAGUGACUGGAGACAGUGGUUCGGAAAUUCAGGGAAGCAAUGGAGAGACUCAGGGUUAUGUAUAUUCCCAAUCAGUUGAUAUUACCUCAAGCUGGGACUUCGGUAUUAGAAGACGAUCAAAUACAGCUCAGAGACUAGAACGACUACGAAAAGAGAGACAAAAUCAAAUAAAAUGCAAAAACGUUCAGUGGAAAGAGAGAAAUGCUUCUUGUUCAGCAGAAGAGCUAAGCUCGUUGUUUGAAAAAAAGAAUUUCAGAGUAAAGUCUCCACAUUCUGGGAAGCAGUCGUUACUGUCUGUGCGACUUGAACAGUGCCCGCUGCAGUUGAACAACCCUUUCAAUGAGUACUCAAAAUUUGAUGGCAAGGGUCAUGUUGGUACAACUGCAACCAAAAAAAUUGAUGUCUACCUCCCAUUGCACACAAGCCAAGACAAACUGCUGCCAAUGACAGUUGUGACGAUAGCAAAUGCCAAGGUGCAUGACCUGAUUGGACUAAUAUGCUGGCAAUACACGAGUGAAGGACGGGAACCCAAACUAAAUGACAAUGUCAAUGCCUACUGUCUCCAUAUUGCUGAGGACGAUGGUGAGGUUGACACAGACUUUCCACCCUUGGAUUCCAACGAACCCAUUCAUAAAUUUGGCUUCAGCACUCUGGCAUUGGUUGAAAAGUACUCUUCUCCAGGGCUGGCAGCUAAACAGUCACUCUUUGUUCGAAUAAAUGCUGCUCAUGGAUUCUCACUUAUUCAGGUGGACAGUAUGAAGGUCACCAUGAAGGAUAUCUUACAAAAGGCCUUAAAGCGGAGGAAGGGAUCACAGAGGGGUUCAGGUCCUCAGUAUCGUCUGGAGAAGCAGAGUGAACCCAAUGUCCCAGUAGACUUAGACUGUACCUUGGAGAGCCAGAGCACUUUGGAAUUCUGCCUUGUCCGAGAGAACAGUUCAAGAGGAGAAGAGAUCUCAGAGGAAGAUCCUCAGAUCGAUAUAGCUACAGUUCAAGAUAUGCUUAGUAGCCACCAUUACAAGUCCUUCAAAGUCAGCAUGAUCCAUAGGCUUCGGUUCACAACUGAUGUUCAGUUAGGUAUCUCUGGAGACAAGGUAGAGAUAGACCCUGUUACUAAUCAGAAGGCCAGCACUAAGUUUUGGAUUAAGCAGAAACCCAUUUCGAUCGAUUCUGAACUCCUCUGCGCCUGUGACCUUGCGGAAGAAAAAAGCCCAAGUCAUGCAAUAUUUAAACUUACAUAUCUAAGUAAUCAUGACUACAAACACCUCUACUUUGAAUCAGAUGCUGCUACCAUCAAUGAAAUUGUCCUGAAGGUUAACUAUAUUCUAGAAUCCCGAGCAAGUACAGCCAGAGCAGAUUAUUUUGCUCAGAAACAAAGAAAACUGAGCAGGAGAACAAGCUUUAGCUUCCAGAAGGAGAAGAAAUCAGGACAGCAGUAAUGUCUAGCCUAGAGCAAAAAACUGUCCACACAAUUCGAAGAAGGAGAAACUCCCAACAGCCUGAAACAGGUGGGAGCCAGAACUACAGAGCUCUUGCUGCCAACAGGCAGGAGCAGCCAAGGAAGAGAAUCAGGAAUACGCAGUUUCUCAUGAUGAACAGAUGACCCCGCUUUGGUUAGGGGAAGUCUCCCUUAUGACAAAAACAAAGAGCCAUAUCAGCCGGAAGGAGGACUGUGACACUUACGAUUCCUUUGAUUAGAAACGAGGAGGAUGUAGGCUGGCAUCGUUUAAGAACUAUAUUAUGUACAAUCACAAGGAAAGAUGUGGUUACAAAUUAUUUCACAGCCUGAUAAAGAUAAAUUCUAUACAUCUGUUCUAUACACACACGCGCACACACAGGUACUGCUUGUGACAUGAUCAAAUUUCUAAAAAUGAAAUGUAUCCGUUUUUACUAUUAAUAAAGGUGUAAUCUUUCUCCCAGGUUAUUUCAUGCACAGUUCUUUGGAUGGGUAGCGUUAAGCUACAGACUGUUGUCUCGUGUUUGCGUCCAGGGACAGUGGCGCAGUCACUGCACACAGUGGAUUCUUGAAGAAAUGUUUAUACAGCCAAGUCUGGGUUUUUUUCAAGCACAUUUAGCAGCUGCAUUUUUCUGCUUUGAAGACGUCUUGUUGGAAGUUAUUUACCUCCAGUAAACUUUUAUUUUGAAAACCAUGGCAGCUUUUCUGGAAUGGAAUGCCAAGAACCUUUCUUCUUGGCGAUGGGGUCUCCAGUAAUUAUGAGUGGCUGAAUCAGCAGAGAAAUUCCUGCUCAUUGGACUGAGUUUCUGGUCUGUCUCUCAGAGAGUUUUCACCUGAGGAUUGAGAAAUAACUUUACUUUUUCUUUUGUAUUAACAUUAGUAAACGUUUUAUAAAUCGAAAUGAAGACUUAGUUUGUACUGGGAUUUGUAACUGUUCCAGCUUUGCCCAUCUCUACAGAGUUGGGUGCCAUAUUUCUGAGGGUAGUGGGAAUUGUAGCUGCCCUUUUGUGUUCAUUUUGGUUCGCCAGAAAUGUCUUUUAUGAAUUUCUGUAUGUUGUUAAAGAUAAGAGCUCUGGGACCCUGUUACUCUCAAUUUUGUAUCAAGUGGAUGCAUAUGGCUGUGCUAAGAACACUUGGCAGGAUUCUGCACGGAAGAAUGAAGAAAAACCUCCUCCAGAAAUCUGCAACACACACUGAUUUCUGCUGGUUAGACCAAAUAUUUUCUCCAUGUUCUAUUGCCUUGCAGUGAGAUUGACCUGCAGACAAUUUAACCUGUUAGAACUUCUUUCUUUGUUUUUGUAUUAAAAAUUUUUCUCUCUCUGAGCCUUAAUGUAUAGUUUAGGAAUAAACACUAAGGCAGAUAA